AUGGACCCGCGAUACAACUGGCAGCCCCAGGGCUAUCCGAGUGGCCCUCCAAACAACCAGUAUCCUCCGUAUGCGCCGCCUCCGCAACAACAACAGCAGCCGCCGCCGCCAAAUGGCUACCAACACCAUGGCUACCCCCAAUACCCUCCCAUGCAGAUGCAGACGCCCCAGGGAUAUCCUCAGUCACAGCCAGCGCCAUACCAACUACCACCACAACCCAGCAUGCCUCGACCGAUGAGCCAGCAAUAUGCGCAAAUGCCUCCUCAAAUGCAACCCCAGCAACCCCAGCAGCCGCCGCCGCAACCGCAAUAUCAACGGCAGCCUCAAGUCAUUAUCCCCGCGAGGAACCCCCAAUACGCUUCUCCCAUGCAGAUGCCGCAAAUGCAACCCCCGCGGAUACGACAUGUACAAGUACCAGUACAGCGAACAAGCAGUGCAGGCAUCGCGCAAACAGACGGCUCUGGGGACCAGCAACGGCGAUAUAGCGCACAGCAGCCACCCAACCCGCCUGUAUCUAAGCCGGUACAGCGAUCGCCCUCGCAUCAAGAGAAUGGCCCAAGACCGCAGCAGCGGCCCGUUGUUACGUCGUCGAAUGGUCAGGCUCCAUAUCGAGCGCCGUUACAGCCGCAGACGACGCCCCAGCAACAGCGUGUACCGCCGCAGUCGCAGUCGCAGUUGACGCCUCAGCCGCAGCGCAUGCCAUCGCUGUCGACGCCUCAGCAGCCACCUCCACCGUCGACGCCCCAACAACCGCGACCUUCACAGUCGACACCCCAGCAACCGCGGCCCCAGUCGACUCCCCAACAACAGCGCGUUCUCCCGCCGUCUCGAACACCAUCAAGCCAGUAUGGCAGCCCAUUUCCUCAACCAGCCUCUUCGAAACCGCGGAUGCACCCCCAGGUUGUCAUUCCCAAAACCUCUUCGUCGCACCAGCUCACACCCACGAAGCGUGCUCAUCUUCCCCAGAAAGCGCUUCCCGCCGAGCUCUCGGAACUAUUACUCACGGCUGCGGACGAAUACAUCGCGGUUGCGCGAGGCAUGGGAUCGCUGUUCAUACGGGAAAGAAAGGAGGCAGACGUAAGACAGUACUACAAACUGAUGUCCACCGCCAUGGGAUGUAUGGAUACUGUAUUGAAGGACUUCAACAUGCCGCCUAGGGACGAGGCGAAAUUACGGUUGAGAUAUGCUAGCCUGCUCAUUGAAGAGACGGACAUUGAGGCUGCCGACGUCUCCAGUCGGAUCGAAGAGAUUUUGUCUAAGCAAAUAUCCCUCUGCGGACGCCAUCGCUUGCAGGAUCUGAAGUUCGCGGCUUUCCAUCUUCAAGCGCGGUAUCAGUUCAAGACUAAUCACCGCGCUGGCCUCAAGUCACUUGAUAAACCGAUACAAGAAGCGGAAACCUUUCAACACAUCGCUUGGGUGUAUGCACUGCGCUUUCUCAAAGUUACGCUGGCGUUGCAAAUACCGGGUCGUGUAGAGGUGACACUGGCUCUCCAGCAACUCCAUGCUAUACAGGACCACGCAGGUCGACGAGGCGACCGCGCCAUAUAUGUCGCUUGUCACGUGCUCGAAGCCAUGAUUCAUCUGCGGUCAGGUGCAGCAGAUCGGAUAGACAAUGUCCAGCGCGCCAUUGCAGCAGCGCGUAGCCUGCAACUCGAGGUAUCAGCCAAGCAACUGGGAUCGUUCGGCACUCUCAUUGAUAUAAUCGACAUUGCCAGCGGUAUCCAAAAAGGGAGCCCAAACCCGCAAAAAUCUACUGCCCUUCUCGAGUCUAUACUACGCGACAACAACGAUCAGAAAAGCUCACACAGCAGCGUCUUUACUGUUCUGAUUGAGCGAAGCUUUGGGGGCAACCUCACGUUUGACACUGCUGGGGUCUUCCGAAAGAAUGCAGAGCAAAAAGACGAAUUGGUCUUUGCAUGGCUCCCAAAAGAGGAUUUGCAAGCGUUGUGUUUUCAUAUCUGCGCUCUGGAUCAACACGUCCACGAAAAGGGGCUCAAUUUCAUGAAAGAAGCACACCAGCGGUUCCGCGAAACGACAAAGCGACGCACCUUCAACGGCAUACCCAUCUCCAUCGCUUUUGCACGCAUAGAGUGGAACAUGAUACUAGACUGGUACACCAUGUUCGCCAUUGGUCUCAUGGCCCACAAUCGCAACGAACCCCAGACCGCCUCCGACGCCCUCUCUUUCCUCAAGAAGAAGAUUAGUGCAACUCCUUACAACAACCAAGAAGCCUUCGUCCGCACACUCACCUACUUCUCCGCCAUAACCGACCAACUUAAUGGCCCCCUCCACGUCUCCCUCUCGUCUUACUCCUCCCCGAUCCUUGGCAUACCCGAAAAGGCGCACGCAACGCCCGCGAAGAUAGAUUUCGCGGUGACUGCAGCACUAAACCAACUCCUUAUCCUCCGCGACCCAUCCCACCCCCAGCACACUCAAGCGCAAUCCCUGCUAGCCCAAGUCAAACCCUACGCCGAAGAUCACCCCAACCAAUACCUCCGCAUCGCCUUCCGCCUCAUCGCCGCCUUCCACGCCGAAUCCACAACUUCCAUCCUCCAGCAAAAGAAGACGGUACAAGCUGCUGUCGGCCUAGCCCAGGAAAUCAGCAAGAGGACACUCAACUUUGAGUUUGUGGCUAUGAUGAUGUGUUAUUUCGUCGCGCGCUUCUUUGCUGAUACCGUUGGGGAGAAGAGUAUUCAGGCGAUUAGGGCGGCGAGGAGUCAGGCGGGGAAGGUUAGGAGGGGGGUUUGGAUGGGUGUUGCGAGUGGGAUUGCGGUGGGGGUUUAUGCGAGGAAUGGGAUGGGAGGGGAGGCUGAGAGGGCGGCGAGGGAGUGGGAGGGGGUUAGGGGGUCGUUGCCGGGACCGCUGCGUGGUGCUGGUGGUGGUGGGGGAGAGGGGGAGGAAGAUGCGGAAGGUGAUGAGGAUGAUGCUGAAGGUGAAGAAGAGGAUGGAGAGUUAGAUGCUGAUGGUGAUAUUGAUGUUGUGGGGUAG
This is a messenger RNA of Alternaria postmessia, 2988 nucleotides long. RefSeq lists its product as uncharacterized. Gene Ontology annotation, cellular component: SMC loading complex; chromatin. NCBI's taxonomy places the organism in Eukaryota, Fungi, Ascomycota, Dothideomycetes, Pleosporales, Pleosporaceae. The record is from RefSeq and is a predicted model, not a curated record. Gene Ontology annotation, molecular function: double-stranded DNA binding. The coding region runs from base 1 to 2988 and encodes 995 amino acids. The transcript has a single exon. Gene Ontology annotation, biological process: mitotic sister chromatid cohesion; maintenance of mitotic sister chromatid cohesion.